Molecule: messenger RNA, 1985 nt
Organism: Scophthalmus maximus (turbot)
Lineage: Eukaryota; Metazoa; Chordata; Actinopteri; Pleuronectiformes; Scophthalmidae
Exons: 3
Coding region: 843-1985 (380 amino acids)
Molecular function (GO): nucleic acid binding
Source: RefSeq, a predicted model, not a curated record
CCAUGAAUACCAUAUAUGAAUCUCUUGGAACAUUUGAUAAAUUGAUUAAUAGACAGUAAGGUAAAAAUAGAACUUGACUAACGAAGGAGGAGUUUCACACAUCUCAGAUGACCAAUCAAACAAUAUGUUUAGUUACCUGACAGGUGCUGUCCAUGGUUUUGAAUGCUGCCAAACAUGUAUGUAUAGAGCUUGACCAGGACCAGUACAAUUUCUGAACAUGGAAGCACCUGGCCAAGUAAAUGAACAAGGGCAACUGCCUGCUCGAAGAAGAGGAAGACGAGGAGGAGGAGUAAGGGUGCGUGGUGGUAGAAUAGGGGGAAGGGGCCGAGGAGCACGAAGACUCCAUGUUGUCCCGGAUGAAAUUCGGGCCACACUUAUAGACCAUGUUAUCAACCAUCGCCUCACAAUGGCAGAGGCAGGUCGCCGAGUGCAGCCUAAUGUGCCCCGCUCUACAGUCUCCUCCCUCAUCCAAACCUUUUGCAGGGAAAACAGGUAUGUAUUCAGUCAAUGAUGGAAUUAUAUGUUGAAUAGGACAGGACACUGUGCAUAAAGCAAGAGAUGUAUUUAUUUACUCAUUUACCUAUUCAUUUAGUGUGUAUGUGUGUGUGUGUGUGUGUGUGUUAUAGGCCUACAGUAAUAUCUUACCUCAAUGGGAUGUUAUGACACUAAAAAUGACAAGAAAAAAAUAUAUAUAUCAAAUUAUUGAUGAUACAGUUUACAGUAGUAUUACAGUCACUGUGCAGUGAUGCAUUAGAAUUGUGGUAAAGUUACUGUAAGUAAAACAACAAUACAAUUACAUUGGUAACUCAUUCUGUAAGAAAUACAUAAGGCAUACAUUACGAAUGGUAAUACAGUGUUGUCCUUUGAAUUGUAUGUCUAGGAUCGGACGACAACCUCGCACGGGUGGCAGAGGAAAAUAUCUCAAUGACCAACAAGAACAAGACAUCUGUAACAUGGUGAUGGCAAAUAAUGCCAUCACACUGAAACAGAUCCGCACUGAAAUCAUAGAAGACAAUGCCAUAUUCCAAAAUGUCAACUCUAUAAGCAUCUCCACAAUAGACCGGAUAUUGAACAAGCAUCAGAUGACCAUGAAGCAACUUCACAGGGUACCAUUUGAGAGGAACUAUGAUAGAGUGAAAGAGCUGCGGUACCAGUAUGUACAUAGAAUAAUGGCAUUGGAAGGAAACGAGACCCCUCACAUCCUCCUGUUUGUGUAUGAAGCUGGGUUCAUCCUGGCCAAGGGCCGAAGACAUGGCCGUAAUAUUAUUGGCCACCGGGCCACGGUUGAUGUCCCAGGCCAGCGUGGGGGCAAUAUAACUAUGUGUGCUGCCAUUUCUGAGAAUGGUGUGGCCACUCACAUCCCCAGUCUUGGCCCAAACAAUACACAGAAGCUCCUCAUCUUCUUGGACCGCCUUCAUUCCGAUUUGAUCCCUGAAAAUGAGAGAGGUCUCGUAGGGCCUCACCUACCAAAGUAUGUAAUUGUGUGGGACAAUGUGAAUUUCCACCGUGGCCCGCUCAUCAGGGCCUGGUUCACUACUCAUCCAAGGAUGGUCAUGGUGUUCCUACCACCUUACUCUCCUUUCCUCAAUCCUAUUGAGGAGUUUUUGAGCAUCAGGCUCAAUAUCAGAGGUCCCUGCCCCAUGCAAUGGACGCAGUGCAGGGGAUGGUUGCGACAUGCACGCCGUUUCUUCCCUUGUUGCAUCGCAAGGGAGAAUAUACGUUGUGAUGUGGACGAGAAUCUGAGGACGGGAGGGCGAGGAGGACGGCCGGGAGGGCGAGGAGGACGAGGAGGACGGACGGGAGGGCGAGGAGGAUGGCCGGGAGGGCGAGGAUGGUGGCCGGGAGGGCAGGAUGGUGGCCGGGAGGGCGAGGAUGGUGGCUGGGAGGAGCCUCCGUCAGACCCAGUCAGACCACUGAGGUCGGCUGAUCAGCUGCUGCUGGACCAGAUUCAACGGUUCAUCUUCCCUCAAGACCAGAGGCUUUGA